CCCAAGGGGGUCUAUGGAGCUGGCUGCUCUUCAGAAUGUCAGUAUGUGGAGGAGAACACCCUGGAAUGCAGUGCCAAAAAUGGCAGUUGCACCUGCAAAUCUGGUUACCAAGGCAACAGAUGCCAGAAAGCCUGGAGCCCCUGGUGUAUCCAGUCUACAGCUCUUACAAUGCCACUGCCCUGGCAGCCUGCCCUCUCCAGCCAGUACUGUGAUUGCCAAGUUUGUCCACCAGGCACAUAUGGGAAGGACUGUAAACAGGUAUGUCAGUGUUCAGCUGAGAAUGAAAAGUGUCACCCAGUCACAGGGAGAUACACCUGUCUUCCUGGCUACCAUGGAAACCGCUGUCAUCUCAGAUGCCCAGAAGGCACUUAUGAUCUAAAUUGCCAAAGGAUGCAUAAGUACCUUAAUGGCGGCAGCUGUGAUACCGUGAUUGGCACCUAUCACUGCCCUCCUGGCUUCAUUGGGGCCGACUGCAGUCAAACUUGUCCUGAGGAUCACCACGGGCGGGACUGUGUCCAACCGUGUUCUUGUGGCUCAGGACAGUGUGACCCAGUGACUGGAAGGUGCCAAUGUCCACCUGGCAAAAUGAGAGCCAGGUGUCAGCAAGGUAACAAUGGCUGCAGGGUCACCUUGUCCGUCCAGGCACUAACUAAGCUACACUAUGAAAGCAGAUGUGGUGCCAAGGAAUAUAAUUCAAUGGGCAUUGUUUAUAACACUUUCUUCUUAAAUGCGGCUUUAAUAAUAUGAAAGUACACACUCUUGUUGAACUGUAUAGCAAAUAGCCUACCGAAGGGUAAAAAAAAAUUGAAAACAAAAACAAAGAAUUAUUGAUGCAAACUCUUGACGAGGAGCAAAUUUUGAAAUAACUUUGGCUAACUUUUGCAAAACCACCCCAAAUUGUGUGUUGGGGAUGUCUAAUUAUAAGAACUGAAAAGUUUUAUAUUUUCUCCAACUUUCAGAAGCCCAUUGAAAGCUGGAAGAAAACUGAGAGACAAAAAGGAAAAUAUGGUCUUUGUUUAAAGCUAUAAAACUUUCUUGGGGCGCCUGGGCGACUUAGUUAAGUGUCCGACUUCAGUUCAGGUCAUGAUGUCACGGCUUGUGGGUUGGAGCCCUGCGUCAGGCUCUGUGCUGACAGCUCACAGCCUGGAGCCUGCUUUGGAGUCUGUGUCCCCCUCUCUCUCUGCCCCUCCCCUGCUCAUGAUCUCUCUCUGUCUCUCAAAAAUAAAUAAAAGUUAAAAAAAUUGUUUUAAAUUACAAAACCUUCUUGUCCUAAAUCAUAUUAUUAUUAUCACAAUAAUAGUCAUAACAGAAGAACUCUCAAGUUCAGUGAAAUGAUAUGCAGAGAGCCACUUCUCUAUGGCAUUCACAGAGGGGCAAAACCAAUGACCCUUUGUUAAAAAAACUAGGGUUGGCUGCAUGAGCAUGCUGUAGGAGCUUCCUUUAACCUCACUGUGCAUCACAGAGUUGCAGGAAAUUGGAAUGAAACCAGGAAGUGCACAGACCUAGCAUCUUUGAAGUCUGCCCUAGGAUAGAGGGGAUCUAUGGGUGAUAAGCAGCCUUGCAGCUAACGGGAGCUCAGCCUACACACACACACACACACACAGACACACACACACAUACACACACCACAACUUUGUGUCAUAUGGAAUUUUACUCUGGGCCCAGGAGGCUUCCAACUGGCUGAAAUGAUUUUUCUAGCCCCAGAUCCAUACUCACCUCCCCUAAAUAGCUAGUGCACACAAAGCUAACCAGAUACAAGAAAUUAAAAGCAAAAACAAAAACUUGAUGCAUUAAAAAAAAAAAAAAACACCCUCCUCCCAUUUUGGAAGCAAUAUAUGAAACCAUUCAAAGCUUUGGUUACUUUUUCAGUGAAAAUUCUAUAAGAAGAGUAAAGGAGAAAAGAAAUAAGAAAACAAAAAGCAGAUGGACAUCGAGCACAGAAGUUUUGCUACAAAGCACAUGGAAAUAUUAAGCAGAAUUUCUUCCAAGAAUUUGAAGGACAUAAUGAAAAAGCUUUCUCUACAAAUCGUGAGUGCAACGCAGAGAUACAAGGGUUCAUGGAAUAAAUGAAAAGACAACAAAGGGAAAUGAAAAAGUAAGCUGGCAGAGCUCUGAAAGACGUAUAAAUGAAAAUUAAACCUCACAUCAUAGAAAUGAAGACCAUAUUGAACACAGGUAAUAGGAGGAUUGAAUUCGCUUAUGUGACAGCCAGGUACAUGGAGAAUAUGCUUGAGAAAAGUGAAAACAAUGAAAUGGGGAAAAGAGGGAGAAAUAUAUAUAAGUGCAAAAUAAAAUAUUCAAGUAUAAUAUUCAAGAUUUUUUUCCCCUGAAAUGAAAAAAAGAUCCACUGCUACAGAUUGAACACAUUCUAUCCUUGGAAACUCGACUUAAGGUUGAUCAGAAGCAAGGGGAAUCUCCAUUGGGGACAUAAGAAAAAAAGUGAGAUCUCAUAUGAAGAGAGGGGGAAAAAAAUCAGUCUGGCCUCAUGCCUCACGGUAAUAAUCACAACCAUUGCUAGCAUGUGGGUAAUCAAUGCCUGUGAAGUUCUUGGGAAAAAAUAUGACUCAAAUAUUUUAUACAUGGUUAAACUUUAUUCAAGGAUAGCAUGACUGAAAAUGAACAACUAUUUUUAGUAAUAACAAGUUGUUGGGAAUAUGGUCACAAUAAAAUAUUUUUGAAGAAACUGUAGAAGAUAAAUUUGAGCAACCAAGUAAUAAAUGAAAGAUCUCUGUUAAAAAGACUAAUAGUGAGUAUUAAAUCUAUAUUUAUUAAGGCUAAGUUUAAAACAAGUGUGGGAAUUAUGGUCACUUGACGUAAGAUAACUAUAUAAAUAUUUAACAGUAUAGCAAUUUUGAUAGUUAAGCAAAACAGGCAUAAACUGGAAGGAAAGAGAAGAUGAAGGGGGAUAAGUAUACUGACCUUAUUUCUUCAUGAAAAGUUGUAGAAUAGGAGGGAUGGAUCUGUGUCAAAAUGUAUUACUUAAAUAUGACAACUCAAUAAGCAUGCUUAAAAGUAUAAAGGUAAAUGCUGGAACUUAAAAUUCUGGAACUGAGGAUUUAAGAACAAAAACAUAGCCAACUAAAAUCAGGUGAAGGAGAGGAAUAAAAAAAUUAAAAGAAAAUUGAAAAUUAAGAGAAAAGAAAAUUAACAAUUAAGAGAAAGAAGAUUCAUAUUAAUGCCAUAACCACUCAGCAAGCCAAUCUGUACUAAAUAAAGAAAUUAAUUACACUAUGUAAUAAUAUAUUUACUGUCUAAAAAAGAGUCUCUGGACUAUAUAAAAUAAUAUAUAUAAGACUUAACUUAGAGAAAGAUGGAGUACACACACUUGUCCCUCUUCCUUCCUGUAAACAGUAGAAUUUUUGUCGCCAUAUUGAAAGCAAACAUAAGAAUCUCUGAUGUGGAGAGAACAAGGCAGACUUGCUAGGGACUUCAGGGAUCUAGGGAACAGGAAUCGUGAAUUCCUUGGGUUUUCAUUUUGACCCAUAUAUCCUGGACUGGGAGAACCUGCAACCCAGAAGGCCAACGGGUGCAGACAAAAGAAAAAUCCAAGAUAUGCCUGCUUUCUCUAAAUGAAAGACCAGGAAAAGGGCAGUGAAGCAAGAGAGAAAACUCAGACAAUAACUGAUCAAUACUCCAGUCAAACACUAAAGAAUAAAACUGCAUCCUUGGCUCUAACCUCACUAGCAAAGGCCAAAUGAGGAGUCUGCCCUUCAGACUCCAUCUGGAUAUGUGAGGUACCUUUGCCACACACAAGUCGGUGUGAGAGAAAGAGCUGGGACUUUCACCCCUGCCACAUAGGGAUGUAUCUUCUUCCCUGGCUAUGCCAGUGGAAACCAUGUGGAAAGCGUGAACUUCCACCCCCACUGGAUGAUAUGGAGACACCACUGGUUCCUUCUAGGGUGGUGUCACAGGAGAUCAGGGCUUUCACAACCAUCAAGCACCAAUGAGGCAACCUUGUGCAAUGUCAGUGGAGGUGGAGUGGGGAGCCAUAGGAGCCACUUCUACCCCUCCAUCAGAUAGGUGUCAUGAGAGGCCCCAUGGGGAGCCUGAACCCUCACACCGACCCAGCAGGAAUGAUGCAGAUUUAACAAUGCCCCACUUGGGGGCUAUGUGGAGAACUUGGAUUUCAACUUCCAUCUGAUGAGCCUCUUUCCUUGCAAGUACAGUAUCAUAGGAGACUUGCUAAAACAUUAAAUGAGAUCUAGAAUCUUAUAUGAUAAUAUUCAAAAUAUCCACGUUUCAUUAAAAAAUUAUCCAUCAUACCAACAACCAGGAACAUUCCGAUUUGAAUAAGAAAAUAAUCAACAGACAGCAACACUCUGAUGAUAUUGAUUUUAAAAUUAUCUGAUCAGAAGUUUAAAUAAGCCAUUAUAAGUAAAAAUACUUCAGUGAGCAACUUUUGCCAUGUGUAAACCAAAUUAAAAAAAAAAAAAAUAAGCUCAGCAAAGAAUAAGAAACAUAAAGAAGAGCCAAAUGGAAACUUGAGACUUGGAAAAUACAAUAUUCAAAAAAACCCAAAAAACAUAAUUAAUGAAUGGGCUUAAUAGAACAAUGGAGAGGAGAAAGGGACAUAUCAAUACAUUUGAAGAUAAAACAAUAGAAAUUACUCAAUUUCAACAAUAGACAGGGAAAAGAAAAAAAAAAAAAGAAGAACCUCAAGGACCUGUGGAACUAUUAAAAAAAUCUGGGGCGCCUGGGUGGCUCAGUCCGUUAAGAAUCCGACUCCAGCUCAGGUCAUGAUCUCAUGGUUCAUGAGUUCAGGCCCCGCUUCGGGCUCUGUGCUGACAGCUCAGAGCCUGGAGCCUGCUUCAGAUUCUAUGUCUCUGUAUCUCUCUCUGCCCCUCCCAGCUCACACUUUGUCUCUCUCUGUGUCUCAGAAAUAAACAUUAAAAAAUAUUAAUAUGUCAUUUGCAAAUAUCUUUUCCCAUUCCGUCAGUUGUCUUUUAGUUUUGUUGAUUGUUUCCUUUGCAGUGCAGAAGCUUUUUAUCUUCAUUAGGUCCCAAUAGUUCAUUGUUGCUUUUAAUUCCCUUGCCUUUGGAGAUGUGUCAAGUAAGAAAUUGCUGUGGCUGAGGUCAGAGAGGUUUUUCCUUGCUUUCUCCUCUAGGGUUUUGAUGGUUUCCUGUCUCACAUUCAGGUCCUUUAUCCGUUUUGAGUUUAUUUUUGUGAAUGGUGUAAGUAAGUGGUCUAGUUUCAUUCUUCUGCAUGUUACUGUCUAGUUCUCCCAGCACCAUUCGUUAAAGAGACUGUCUUUUUUCCAUUGGAUAUUCUUUCCUGCUUUGUCAAAAAUUAGUUGGCCAUACUUUUGUGGGUCCAAUUCUGGAGUCUCUACUCUAUUCCACUGGUCUAUGUGUCUGUUUUUGUGACAAUACCAUGCUGUCUUGAUGAUUACAGCUUUGUAGUAGAGGAAAAGAUAAUUGCAAAUGACAUAUCAGAUAAAGGGCUAGUAUCCAAAAUCUAUAAAGAACUCACCAAACUCCACACCCGAAAAACAAAUAAUCCAGGGAAGAAAUGGGCAGAAAACAUGAGUAGACACUUCUCUAAAGAAGACAUCCAGGUGGCCAACAGGCACAUGAAAAGAUGCUCAACGUCACUCCUCAUCAGGGAAAUACAAAUCAAAACCACACUGAGAUAUCACCUCACGCCAGAGUGGCUAAAAUGAACAAAUCAGGAAACUAUAGAUGCUGGAAAGGACAUGGAGCAAUGGGAACCCUCUUGCACUGUUGGUGGGAAUGCAAACUGGUGCAGCCACUCUGGAAAACAGUGUGGAGUUUCCUCAAAAAAUUAAAAAUAGAUCUACCCUACAACCCAGCAAUAGCACUGCUAGGAAUUUACCCAAGGGAUACAGGAGUGCUGAUACAAAGGGGCACUUGUACCCCAAUGUUUAUAGCAGCACUUUCAACAAUAGCCAAGUUAUGGAAGGAGCCUAAAUGUCCAUCAACUGAUGAAUGGAUAAAGAAAUUGUGGUUUAUAUAUAAAAUGGAAUACUACAUGGCAAUGAGAAAGAAUGAAAUAUGGCCUUUUGUAGCAACGUAGAUGGAACUGGAGAGUGUGAUGCUAAGUGAAAUAAGUCAUACAAAGAAAGACAGAUACCAUAUGUUUUCACUCUUAUGUGGAUCCUGAGAAACUUAACAGAAGACCAUGGGGGAGGGGAAGGAAAAAAAAAAAGCUAGAGAGGGAGGGAGACAAACCAUAAGAGACUCUUAAAAACUGAGAAUAAACUGAAGGUUGAUGGGCGGUGGGAGGGAGGGGAAAGUGGGUGAUGAGCAUUGAGGAGCGCACCUGUUGGGAUAAACACUUCAUAUUAAAAAAAAAUUUUUUUAAAAGAUCUAACAUUUCUACAUUUCUGUCAUCAGAAUCCCAGAUGAGAGGAGAAAAAAGUAGGGCUGAAAAAAUAUUUAAAGGAAUAAUGGUUGGACUGACACAUGAAAAAAUGCUCAACAUCACUCAUCAUCAGGGAAAUACAAAUCAAAACCACAAUGAGAUACCACCUCACACUUGUCAGAAUGGCUAACAUUAACAACUCAGGCAACAGCAGAUGUUGGCGAGGAUGCGGAGAAAGAGGAUCUCUUUGCAUUGUUGGUGGGAAUGCAAACAGGUGUAGCCACUCUGGAAAAGAGUAUGGAGGUUCCUCAAAAAACUAAAAAUAGAACUACCCUAUGACCCAGCAACUGCACUACUAGGUAUUUAUCCAAGGGAUUACAGGUGUGCUGUUUCGAAAGGGCAUAUACACCCCAAUGUUUAUAGCAGCACUAUCAACAAUAGCCAGAGUAUGGAAAGAGCCCAAAUGUCCAUGGAUAGAUGAAUGGAUAAAGAUGUGAUAUAUAUACAAUGGAGUAUUACUCAGCAAUCAAAAAGAAUGAAAUCUUGCCACUUGCAACUAGGUGGAUGGAACUAGAGGGUAUUAUGCUAAGUGAAAUUAGUCAGUUAGAGAAAGACAAAUAUCAUAUGACUUCACUCAUAUGAGGACUUUAAGAGACAAAACAGAUGAAAUAAGGGAAGGGAAGCAAAAAUAAUAUAAAAACAGGGAGGGGGACAAAACAUAAGAGACUAUUAAAUAUGGAGAACAGAGGGUUACUGGAGGGGUUGUGGGAGGAGGGAUGGGCUAAAUGGGUAGGUGGCAUUAAGGAAUCUACCCUUGAAAUCAUUGUUGCACUAUAUGCUAAUUUGGAUAUAAAUUAAAAAAAAUAAAAUUUAAAAAAUUUUUAAAAAAGAAGUAAUGUUUAACCUUCUUAGGUUAUAUUUGUAUAUGUUUUAAUAUAAAUAUUCCAGAGAUCGUAUAAAAUUCCUAAAAAUCAGUCAUGGUAUAAUGUUACCACUCAUAAUUCCAGUUAUCAUCAUAAAAUGUUAUAUGUUACAGAAAUAAAAUUUUGGGGUCAAUUGGACUACAAAAAAAUGAAUAAAUAAAUAAAUAAACAAAUAAAUAAAUAAAUAAAGGUCAGAAAUUUCCUAAAUAUGACAAAAAAUAUAAACUUACAGAUUCAAGAAGCUGUGUGAAUGACAAACAAGACAAAGAAAUAUACAAAAGACAUAUCAGCAUUAAAUUUCUAAAAACUAAAAAAGAAAGUCUUGAAAACAACAGAAAGAAAGAAAUAAUGCCCAUAUUAGCUUAGAAAAAAAGAUUCCAAAAUAAAAUGACAUUAAAUGAAUGGGUACAAGUCACACAAAACACAUGUGAGAAAAAUAAAGCAGUGGUCAUGACAUCAGUAUAAAACAAUAUUAAAUUUUAUGACAAUGAUCAACUAAUGGGAAAGACACAUAAUAAUAGGGAAUAAAAUUCAUAAUGAAGAUUGAAAUAUAGUAGAUAUGUAUAAAGCAAAUAACAUAAUAUCAAAAUUCAUAAAGCAAAAGCCAUAGUCUAUACAAGCAGAAAUAGUAAGAGCUUAUCAAUAGAAGACUAAUUCAUUUAUGUUAACUCAUACACAUAAAACUGUAUACACAUAUACAGAAAAAAAUAACUUACAGAAGUUUGAACAUAGCAAGGUAUAUCUAAUUGUUAGAAACCAAAUUCUGUGGCCUAAGAAAGAUAUUAUAUCUUUUUCAAGGAUCCAUGAGACAUUCACAAAAAUUGAAAAAGAAAAUAAAUCAAUUCCAAAAAGUAUGAUUUAUGGCAUUCUAUGAUCAAAGCAGUAAAACAGGAACUAAUAACAAAACUAACUCCCUACCAGGGAAAAAGCCCACCACACUAUACUGCAUAGGCAUUUUGAAAUUUUCUUAAAUAAUGGCUCAAAAAGGGAAACAAAACCAGUAUUUCAAAAA
Acinonyx jubatus (cheetah) is the source of this 8256-nucleotide messenger RNA. Its product is annotated as multiple epidermal growth factor-like domains protein 6. Gene Ontology annotation, molecular function: scavenger receptor activity. The transcript is spliced from 5 exons. The coding region runs from base 169 to 747 and encodes 192 amino acids. Lineage: Eukaryota; Metazoa; Chordata; Mammalia; Carnivora; Felidae. The record is from RefSeq and is a predicted model, not a curated record.